Drosophila montana is the source of this 8732-nucleotide messenger RNA. It is a transcript of the gene ndl, whose product is annotated as nudel. Gene Ontology annotation, biological process: proteolysis. NCBI's taxonomy places the organism in Eukaryota, Metazoa, Arthropoda, Insecta, Diptera, Drosophilidae. The record is from RefSeq and is a predicted model, not a curated record. Gene Ontology annotation, molecular function: serine-type endopeptidase activity; protein binding. The transcript has 16 exons. Bases 586 to 8631 code for a protein of 2681 amino acids.
AUUUUUGAUGUACGUUUUUAGUGUACAAAAUUUGUAAAAUGACGACUAAAACUCUAUAAGUCAAGGCUUGCUCGACCCCAACAAAGGGCAUUGCCACCCAAUCCAAUUGAUAUUGGUGAGCUGGUCGCAUGGCACAGCAAAUUGCACCACUAAACUGGGUCGACGUCGUCGUCGAGCACAAGCUGAUCCACUUUCCGAAAGCUUCAUAAGCGCGUCCAGCGUCGACGAUGUCUUCAGUUGCCGUGUGGAGCCGGUUGAAACGCGCGGAAGUCGCUCGCAUUGGAAAUCGUCGUGUUAUCGUGUCGUCUGAUACCGUAUACCCGGUCAGCCCUUUGGAUUACCCAGCACUUGUUGCUGCUGAUUGCUUUCGUUUUUUGUUUGAGUGAAUCGCUGUAAUCGGAUGCUCCUUUUGGUAGCCCAUUGUAUAAUAAACAAGUGCUAAAAAGUGAAACUAAGAAAAUUCAUUUAAAUCUCAAAUAAAAACGGUGUCAAAUUCUGUUAAGGGAAUAUAAAUAUAUCCUUCAGACAUGCCUAUAAUAUUUAUUUUGAAAUAAAGUGCAUACAAGUUAAUCAAUAUUUAGUAAAAUGAAACAAAGUGUGGAUGAGCUGGAGGCUAAGCGAACGCAGCGAGUUCCUCGUCGCUGCUGUCUUUUUCGUCUGCCCUGCACACGUAUCCUGAUCAUAUCCACAUUGGUACUCAUUACGUUGAUGAUCUCAUUGAUCUAUCAUGGCAUUGUACUCGAGCGCAUGGAUCACCUGCGUCAAAUAAUGGCGCUCAAUAAAAGGCACGCACAGAACUUGCAACCCAUCGAUGAAGAUGUUUUUGUAAGGAGACCACAACUGCAGCCUUUUCACAUUCCGCUAAAGAAAGAUGAUCCCGAGGCAAUAGCUACCAAGAGCGAGGAGAAGUCAUUGCGCUUAAAGCACAUGCGCUUCAAGUUUCGAAUGAAGCGAAAGCAUCGUUUACGUCGUAGUUUGCAGUCUGUUGAUCUGAUUGAUCCUCUCCAGCUGGAGGCCAGCAUGCAGUAUCUGUAUACAAGGAUGCGCAGCAAACGUGCCAGGGCUGCGCUGAGUCAGCUGGAGAGCGAGUAUGUGCGAUGCAAGAAACAGACUCCGGAGGACUGCAUGUCGGCCUUUAUGCGCAUGUACCAGAUGGCCAAGGAGGUUACCGAGAAAAUGGACAAGAUGAAGGAAAUUAUUAGGGAUCACCUAGGAUCCCAUAGCGUUGAGUCGCAUGAGUUUCAUACAUAUGCACCAGCAAAGACGACCAGGACAUCAGUGGAGCAACAACAGGAGGUCACAACUCCACUCACAAAUGUCAGCGUGGCUGGCAACGGAGACAUCGAGGAGACAACGCUGAAACCCAAUAGAGUUAAGAUAAAACCAGCACAAAUCAGUUGGAUCAUCGAUGGACCUGGACACGAUGAGCAGGAAGCAUAUGUUGAGAAUACGCCGAGAGCUAUGGAUCAGAUCAAUAUGACCACAACUUUGGCAACAACAACGAUGGAGAGCACAACGCCAACAACAACAAUAGAGAGUACCACAUCAACAAGCAGACGCAGUAGCUCCUCCGCCACCACAGAGGAGAACACAACGGCUACAACAUCAAUAGAUGCCACCACAUCAAGUAGUAGCAGCAGCAGCAGCUCCUUUACCAUCACCACAAGCCAGCCUUUGUCAAUUCUUACCACUGAGGGACUAGACUCGGACAAUAUCACCGACCAAAUCACUUGGAUUUUGGACCGCUUCGAUAAGGCCAAAGAGAUUGUACACACCACAGAGGGAACCAAUGAGAAAACAACCAUAGGCACCACAGAGAAAACUAUUUCGCCUCAGGUUGUGCUACAAGAGACAACCAGCUUACCAAGCUUUGAAAUUCAGCCGGGUCCAUUGCACUCGGACGAUCAUAGGACCCAGCCCAGCGCCAAUACAACCACAGCGCCUACAACAGAUGCACCCGAACCAUUCACAAAAACAACCACAGGACUGAACGCGACGGACGUAGAAGAUAAAGACAUGCAGCCAGGCUCAACUACGUUAAAUCCAACCACAAUGCCCAUUAGUACAGUCAGUACAACCACAAUGCCCAUUACUACGCUCAGCCCAACCACAACGACCGAAGCUGUGGAUGGGUUCAAUCGCACCGCAUUUCCUACCAAGCCCAAGCCAAUGAAGAUCAGUUGGAUUAUUGACAGCGACGCCAGCAGCAAUGAAGUGAAUAGCACGACCCAAGCUGCAGCCACUGAAACCACAACUGGAACCAUCACUGAGACCACCACCGAGUCCACCACCGAGUCCACCACCGAUUCCACCACCGAUUCCACCACCGAUUCCACCACUGAAGGUGCUCGAGCGGUGCAUCCGUUGGAUGAUCCCAGCAGCAUAGAAAACAUGUUGGACAGCUUUGAGCGCCAUAGGCAGGAGAAGCCUUUACUCAAAGUGCUGCCUAGCAAUGAGCAAGAGAAGCCGCUUAUCAAAGUGUUGCCCAGCAACGAGCAGGACAAGCCGCUUAUCAAAGUCCUGCCCAGCAAUGAGACCGGAAAUCAUGAAGAGUCGAAGACUCCGAAUGUCUACGAUCGCAAUCAUUGGCUGCAGAAGUUCGAGCAGGAUGCAGCGCCGCCACAGGAUGAGCUUAUCGACACGUUUGGCACGGAGCUGGAUGCCAAGAGUCUGCAGCAAAUGGGACCCAAAAUAAACCCUAUCAGUGGCAAGGUGCCAAAUGCCGCCGAUGCACAGCUCAUGUCGAUGUGUGCGCACUUAACACGGAAACUGCGACAAAAGGCGGCCGCAGAGGGCGGCUCUGGUGAGAUGGAACCGUUUACUGCCUCGCCCAGCGUGCAGUUUACUAGCCGCGGACCUGGCGGCUUUCCGGUCUCUGGCGAAACAAUGAAAGCCUCCGCCCAGUUUAUGUUCAAUCCGAACUUUGGCAUGCCCAGCAUACCUGUGUGCUUCUAUAUGACACCCGCCAAUUUCCGCAUGCCGAUGUGGUCGCCCACGCCCUCGUUUAUGGGCAUGCAGGGCGCCCACUUUGGUGGCUCGUCCAAUGCCGGCGGCAUAUUCUUUGUGCCGCAGCAGUUUGGGCCGUCGGGCAAUUUCUUUGGCGGCAGCGGCGGCACGGCGGGCGGUGCACAGAAUCAGUUGCCCAACAUCUUCUCGAAGAACGCAUCACCACAGAAGCAGCCCAACGGACAGCAGCAGGUCUACUGCACCUAUAUGCAAAACCAGCAGGGACAAGCCGGACAGGGACAAACGAUGCAAAACAAUUUGUCGCCUGGCAGCCAGGCGGGCUUCUCCAAUGCCAAUUUCAAGAUGCGACAUGCCAAUCAGACGGGCGUGGCACAUCAGGGCCAAAUCAUCUACGCUUCCUAUCUGGGUAUGCCGCAACAGCCGCAGCAGCGAUUCAAGUGCCCGGAAGCGGAUCAGCUGGCUUGCUAUGGGCAGCAGGAGUGCAUUGCCGCCUCGCGCUGGUGUGACAAUGUCAUCGACUGUCCUGAUGGCAGCGAUGAGUCGGCCUGCACCUGUGCCGAUCGCCUGGAUGAGGAGCGUCUGUGUGAUGGCUAUGCGGACUGUCCCAUGGGCGAGGAUGAGCUGGGCUGCUUCGGCUGUGAGUCUCUGGCCCACUCCUGCUACGAGAAUGCCGAGGAAUAUGCGCGACACAAUCGCUCCACCUUGUCCAUGUGCUACAGUCGCCACGAGCGCUGCGAUGGCUUCCACAACUGCUUCAAUGGACGCGAUGAGCUGCAGUGCAGCAUGCUGCUCACAGAUGUUGGCCGUCAUAUGGCCCAUGCGGCUUCUGCUUCGGAGGGUUAUCUGUAUCACAAUCAUCGCGGCGAUUGGUAUCCUGUGUGCAACAAUGGCGCUGGAUGGGCGGCCGCCGCCUGUGAGUUGGAGGACCUCAAUCAAUCCGCAAAUCUUACCUUCAAGCAGCUUAAGCUGCCGGGUCCGUUCAUAGAGCCCUCGUUGCAUGCGGGCAUACACUUUGCCCAGGGCUGCCAUGGACGUAAUGGCCAGGACACGCUGGUCGAUCACGUUGCCUACGUCAAGUGCCCGCAUCCGCAGUGUGGCUUACCCAGUAAGCCUAGCGAGAGUGGGCGCACAAAGCGCACUAAGAGGGCACCCAUUGCGGAUCGCCUGGAGGCGGAUAAAAGUCGGAUCGUGGGCGGCAGCUAUGCAAGUCCCUUGCAGUGGCCCUUCGUGGUGGCCAUCUACCGGGAUGGCAAGUUCCACUGUGGCGGCACCAUCUACUCGGAGCAUUGGAUCAUCAGCGCGGCGCAUUGUGUAAUCAACUAUGCCAAGUAUUAUUAUGAAGUGCGCGCUGGACUCUUGCGUCGCACCAGCUACUCGCCGGCUACACAGAUACAAAGCGUUUCCCAUGUGGUGGUGCAUCAGGCUUACGAGCGGCGCAGCAUGCGCAACGAUCUCUCCCUGUUGCGCGUUGCGGCGCCUCUGCAGUUCAAUCGCUGGGUGAAGCCCAUUUGCUUGCCAGAUAUGGGACGAACCACAUUUGGCCAGGAUUGGAUCUGGGGCCCAGAGGAGCACACGCUCUGCUCAGUUAUUGGGUGGGGUGCCAUAAGAGAGAAGGGUCCAAGCAGUGAUGCCAUGCGCCAGGUCAUUCUGCCCAUACGCAAGGGCUGUACGGAUCCCGAGGAUCGGGCUUCUGAGGACGUUUGUGCCGGUGAGCCCGGUGGUGGUCGCGACGCCUGCCAAGGGGAUUCGGGUGGACCGCUCUUCUGCCGCAGCGUCAGUCAGCCCGAACAAUGGUAUUUGGCGGGCGUCGUCAGCCACGGCAAUGGCUGUGCGCGACCCAAGGAAUUUGGCGUCUAUACACGUGUUGCCCUCUAUCUGGACUGGCUGGAGCUAGCUGUGACGCCCGGACUGCUUCCAGCACGCCAGCCGCUGCAGAAGUGCCCGGGAUUCAUAUGCGUCUGGGGCGGCAAGCGUUGCAUUUCCCAGCGUUUGCGCUGCGACCGCAACGUGGACUGCCUGGGCGGGGAGGAUGAGCUGGGCUGUGCCUACAACUUUAUACCCGACAUGGUGGGCAGCCAGCAAACUGUAAGCAGCACCACAGAAAGCGACUAUUAUCCAGAGAAACAAGCGGCAGCACACGACCAGGAAGCACAGCAAACAGAGCACAAACAACUUCAGGAUGUGGCUAUAGAAGAUGAGGAUUUGAUUGCUCAUAUUCUGACAGCGCCACCACCGGAAAAUGAAACCAGGCAGCUCGGCACAACACCAGCAACAGCACAGAGCGAUACCUGGACAAUAACUGAGGAGAGCAGCACGCCUACAGCAGAGAAUGAAGCGGAGCUUGACAACGCGACUUCAGCUCCUUCAGCGACAACAACAACAACAUUACCAACAACCAUAUUGCAAACGACAACAACAGCAACAACAACAUUGCCCACAACUUUGCCGCCCCCAACAACAACAGCUUGGCCCUCACCCACCGAGGAUUUGAUGAAAUUUACGGAUCUGAUGAGCCAACUGCUCGAAGAGUCAACAACUGCAACCACGUUCGAGCAGUUGGUAAACACAACGCUAUUCGCUCUCUCUCUCACGACAGAUGCGCCCAAUAUGGGCACAACAACAAGUGCAACACUUGGAACAACAAUUGCAACGACAACUGAAGCUGAGAGCACAACUUUGGUGGCUUCCACAGCCGCCGACAAGAGCACAACACAAGCUGUGACACAGCCCACAACAACAGAGACAACUUCAACUGUGGCAAUAACAGAGACAACUACAACUCUGGCAACAACAGUAACAACACCAACAACAACGACUUCAGCCACAUCACAGCCAACAACAACAAUAACAACAUCAACUACACUAAGAACAACAGCUGCAAUAGCCGCAACCACCAAGCCUAGCACAACGGAGCGCAGCAAGGUCAGCGCGGCGGAGCAGCAGCUGCCCCAUAAGUUCAUCUGUCAGAAAAUGCCUCAAAUUGUUGAUCUGCUGCAUCGUUGUGAUCGACAAGUGGACUGCGAGGAUGGCACCGAUGAACUGGACUGCAGCUGUCGUGACUAUCUCAAGGGCGGCCUCAGUGCGCUCAUUUGCGAUGGCAAAGCCGACUGUGAGGAUCUGAGUGAUGAGCAGAACUGUGGUGGCUGUCAGGAGCACGAGUACCACUGCGCGCUGUCCAAGAGCUGCCUGCCGCUGGCCAAGCGCUGUGACAAAGUUGUGGAUUGCAAGUUCAGUGAGGACGAAAAGGAUUGCUUUGCCUUAACCAAUGGCCACGAUGUGCACUUCGAUGCGCAUCAGCAGCCCAAGUUCAGUAGCGUUGGCGUCUUCUCGAAGAAUACGCAUGGUUCGUGGCGCGUGGUUUGCGCCCAUGAGACGGGCUUCCAUGAGCACCAGGCUAAGACGGCGGACACAGUCUGCGCCUUGCUGGGCUUCAGGGGCGCCCACUACUACAACAGCACGGAGUUUGUCAGCCAGCAGGAGAUGCAGUUUAUUACACCAGAGCUAAUCACGUCACGUUCUGGCAACCAGCUGCGAGCGCUGAUGCGGGACAAUGUCCAGCUAACCAGCAGGGAGAUGGUUCUGCCGAGGCACGCGCACCAAACGCUGCCCGGGCGGCAAAAGACGCGUGUCGUGCCCAACAAGUGUCUGGGCAUCUAUGUGGAAUGCAAUGCCCGUUCUAAUAUGACAUUGCCGCUGAAAACCUUCAGCGCUGGACAAGCGAUAAAGCAGCGUCCCGCUGGGAAUCUACCGGAGCUGCUGCCCAGCAUUGGCACGCACAAGAAGCCGAAUGUGCACUUUAAGCCGCAGCAGCCGGCGCAGCUGGUCAACAAAAAGGAUGAAAUAAUGGAUCGCCUGGACAUGCUGAUCAAGAGCAAGAAUAACAAGACGCUGCUGGUCCACGAGCAGUUGCACGAGGCCAUUGAGGAGCUGCACUGGCCAUGGAUGGCUGAUGUCUAUGUGAAUGGUGAACUCUGGUGCCUGGGAGUCCUCCUGGACAAGCACUGGCUGCUGGUGCACGAGAGUUGCCUCUCCGGCAUAAGCUUUGAUACGCACUACAUCAGCGCCUUGCUGGGCGGUGGCAAGACCAAGCGCUCUUUGCACCGCAGCACCCACGAGCAGAUACGUCGUGUGGACUGCUUCGAAGCGGUGCCCAGGUCCAAUGUACUGCUGUACCAUCUGGAGCAGCCGGCAAGAUUUACGCACUACGUCCUGCCCACUUUUUUGCCUGAUAUUUCGGAUGAACAAGAGAGCGCCCCGCAUGAAUGCAUCAGCGUGCUGCACGAUGAUUUCACUGGACGCAUCAAGACGGUGGCCAUUACAAGAGUCAACAAUGAUACCAGCUGCAAUUCCUGUUAUCAAAUGCAGGAGCGUCAGCCCUCGGGUAAUUUGAUGCGCAUGCUAAAUGUAAGCGCCGAGGAUAUGGCAUCCAUAUCGGACGAAGUGGAACUGGUUAGCGGUGUGACGGCCAGAGCGAUGCCUGCACUAACCAAGUUCACCAGUUGCACGCAGUUUGGACAAAGGAAUCUGAGUGAUGUUCAAGUCCAGCCCAGCGAUCAGGGCGUGCUUGUGUGUCGGGAUUCGCACACCGGCUGGUAUCCUUCGGCAAUCUUUAGCUAUAAUAAUACCGACUGCCAAAGCUUCAGAGCGCCUUUUGGCAUUAGGACACUGAACGAGGCAUACAAAUCACUGCAGGAAAUUAUGGAUCAACCGCAGUGCAGCAAUGUGCAGGCGUCGCCUCCAUGUGAAACCCAUCGCUGUCCCCUGGGCGUCUGUCUGCCGCAGUCGGCGCUCUGCGACGGCCGCAGCGACUGUCACGAUGGCAGCGAUGAGGAGGCGUCCAAAUGCCGUGAGCUAAAACAUCACUGUGCACCAGGCGAAAUGAAGUGCCGUUCAAGCGCCAAGUGUGUGCCCAAGAGCAAGUUUUGUGAUCAUGUGCCGGACUGUGAGGAUAUGACGGAUGAGCCUACAAUAUGCAGCUGCUUUACUUAUUUGCAGGCCACGGACCCUUCCAAGAUAUGCGAUGGCAAGCGCAACUGCUGGGACAAGAGCGAUGAGAGUUCGGUGCUGUGCAACUGUACCGCGGAUCACUUUCAAUGCACUUCCUCUCCUGAGGAUUGCAUACCACGUGAUUUUGUGUGCGACAAGCAUCCCGAUUGUCCCAACGGCGAGGAUGAACGCUUCUGCUUUGGCAUUGAGCACCCGCUGCAGGAGCAGCAGCAGGAUUACUGGGCGCAUAGUGAAUAUAGUCACAAGAAGUUAGUAUCACAGUAUGGCCAAGUAAUUGAACAAUCAUAUGGCAUUUGGCAUACCAAAUGCUUUCCCAAGACUUCGCCACCCAGCAUAUCCGAAGUGCGUGAUAUCUGCAAGAAGCUGGGCUACAAUCCGGAUCGAUUUCCCAGCUAUCGCCUCAUAGAUGAUGCCACCAAUGAGGCCAAGCACACCUUUGAGGUAGCUGACAGACGAGGACGCGUUUUCGGCAAUGACACAUUGGUCGGCAAAUAUCGGGACUCUACGAAGGCGCUGAUCGUCAGCAAAUUUUCUCCGCUGCAGCUGAACGAACAGCUGACGCUGUUUCUCAAGCCUAGCCGGGCCAUUGCUGAGCUGGUCAGAUGGAAUACAACGGAUUCGAAUCGCUGUUUCAGGCUGGAAAUACGCUGUGCUUGAAUAUUUAUUUCCAAAACCUAUCUAAAUCUCGUGAUUGUAUUUUUGUACGUUUUAGUAGCAAAUAAAAACGGGAUUCUUAACAUUCUUUACCAAACACUAAA